This is a messenger RNA of Frieseomelitta varia, 1432 nucleotides long. RefSeq lists its product as uncharacterized. NCBI's taxonomy places the organism in Eukaryota, Metazoa, Arthropoda, Insecta, Hymenoptera, Apidae. The record is from RefSeq and is a predicted model, not a curated record.
AUGAUUUUAUUUUGUUAUACAUUUUGAAUGAUAUAAACGUAACCUUCGGGCGUUAAAAUCUCAAAAUUAAUUGGUAACUUUGAGAUUUUGUAAUGUAAUGGACGUUUCUAAAAAUCGACAGAGAUACAAACAUUAUACAUGCCUGUGCUUUUCAGUAAUGGGACAAAGAAGAUUUAGAGUUUCGAUGGGUGUCCUUAUUGCUCCUCCGGAAGCAGGAGAUGCGUCAAUUAACAUCAUACCACAAAUGAAGAAAUAUUCUGCUAUUCCUGGAAAAUCUUCUAAGAGUUUGGUUCCUGCAGUGUCAGAAAGAAAUGUUACUAAUCGAAGUGCUUUAAUGAUUGCAUCCAACUAUGAUUCUACCAAUAAUAUAAACAAAGAUACACAUAGACACACAGUUUUAAUGGAUGAUAAUAUGUUUGAUAAGAUGAGCAAUUCUACAAUUCAUAAUAGUUGUCAAUUCCCUUACUACAGGAGUAAUAAAAGCGAUAAAUGUGCUGAUGCAGUUUUGGUAAAAGACAUAGGUGUAUCAUGUAAGCUUCUAAAUCAAAAUACCUCUAAAAUGAGUCUUCCUGAAACAAGAAUUCUUGUUAAGCAUCUAAAAAAAGAAUAUAAUGAUUUGACUAGCAUUACAAAUAAAAUAACAGCAUACACAAAAGACAUAUUGAGCCAUUUAUCAAAGAAAAAUCAAAGAAAGCACCCGCUUCUUAAAGAUUUGAUAGCUUCAAAACAUGCAAUAGCAUCUCAGUAUGUGGACACCAAAGGUAAUCUCUGUUUGAAAUUGAGACUUUUUAAUAAUGCUGAGACUCAAUGCACUGCUCAGCAAGUUGUUGAGGAUUCUGAUAAUAUACUGUGCAAAAGUGAAUAUGUUACAAAGGAAUCCCACAGUAAAAAUUGUAAAUAUUACAAUUAUCUUAUACCAAAUUUAAACAAAAACAAAAAUUUGUUUAAUUUAAUUAAAACUACAUGCAAUAUAUACUAUAUAGCAAAAAAUCAAAUGUUAGAUAAAAAUGUGGCAAAACGUGAAGAUAAUAGUAACAUAAAAUCGAAACAUGAAAAAGAUAGCCAAACUUUAACUAAUAAAAAAAACGCGGAAACAAGUACUCCAAAUUCAACGUCGUCCAGUAUUUCUUCAAUUUAUAAUUAUCUAACGAUGAGGAAGAAAAAAACAUCAAACGAAUCCUUAAACACCAAAUAUGUAACAUUCAAUGACGUACAUAAAAAUAACAAAUUAAGAAAAAUCAAUAAUAAUAAAGAUUGCAUGCAUCAGUUAGAAUUCAAAAGACAUUGCCCGGCAAUAUUUACUAAUUGGAAAGAAAUUUCAAACUCGAAACAGUCUAAAAAUAAAUCAUUAUCCACUUUUUCUACUGAAGCGCAGCAAACGGUUGGUUUAAUAAUAUAUGUAUAUGCUUUGAAGACAAAAUUUAUACUGUGA